AGCUGACCACCUCCUGGCUCUUUUUAAUAAACAGCUGAAAUGGCUCUGGACGGUAAAACUGCGAUAGUGACAGGAGCGGCGAUGGGAAUAGGGAAAGCGAUAACGGAGAUUCUUCUGAAAAACGGUGCUAAGGUUGCCGUCCUGGACGUGAAUAAAGUUGAAGGAGAGAAUCUAGUUAAAGAUCUGAAUAAAGAGUAUGGAGCAGACCGAGCCCUGUUCCUGAGCUGCAAUGUUGAAUCAGAUGAGGAGUUCAAAGCUGCCUUUCAGAAAGCUGCAGAAACCUUUGGUGCAAUCGACAUCUUGUGCAACAAUGCCGGCAUCUUGAAUGAGGAGAAGUGGCAGGAUAUGAUCUCCAUAAACCUCGCGGGUGUUAUUAGGGGGACUUACCUGGCGCUGGAGCACAUGCGCAAGACGAAUGGAGGUCGAGGAGGGGUCAUCGUCAACGUAGCAUCUAUGGCAGGUCUGGGCCCUUUGCUUACCUGUCCUGUCUAUACGGCUACCAAGCACGGAGUGAUCGGAUUUACUCGAGCCGUUGCGGCUGCCUCUGCAGCAUCAGACUAUGGAAUACGGGUCAACACUCUUUGUCCAAGUUUUGUUGAAACUGAACUUUUUACCACAAUCAAACACAAACUGGGACAAUUUGCCCACCUGGAGGGUGUAGCCAACCAGCUUGUGGAAAUGUUUGGGGUGUUAAAUACACCUGAGGUAGCAGAGUGCAUCCUUGAACUGGUGACAGAUGAGACCAAAAAUGGAGAGGCCUUCAUGGUGCGCACAGAAAUGAAAGGUUAUGUCCCUUUUCCAUCACUAAGUAGCACCGAUAAACCUUGAAACCAUCAUGUUGACAUCUGAUAUCAUUCCCUAAGUAUGUAGCAGAUAUGUGAAUAAUAAAAAAACAAAAAACCUUCAAGCAUAAUUUCUUGUGUCUUUAUUUAAACUGCUGUAACCAACUGGAAAUCUGACGAAAGUAGAAAAAAGGUUAUCUAGGAGACCAAAACUGCACCUGCUCUGCUAGAUUACAAUCCCAUUUAUGAAUCUGGUUCAUUCUCAGAAAGUGCAGCAGUGCUUGUGUGACAUCUAUUUGCCACGGCAAAAGGGAGGAUGCACUCAUAUCUGACACUCCUGCCCUGCCCACCUGAGCCUGAACUCCAGUGUAUGGAAGAGAGAGAGCCGAGAACAGAGGGGGUCACAGCAAUUAGGGAUAAAACUGAAUUGUCUUAGGUUUACCCAAAAACUUAAUUCUGUUCAUCUGGAUGUAGCGUUUUCAGUGGGAGAAAUGUUUCAUCACUCAUCCCAUUGACACUUUAGGUUUCCCCAACCGUAUAAACAGGACAUUUGCAUAUUGACUGAAACUAGCAUCACUGACUAACAUGGUGAAAGAUCUACCCUUAGGCUCCUUUUUGGGUCAGAAAUAGUCUUUCCCUUUUCACGUAAAUGACGUCUUUAACCAGUCCUUGAUCCUUACAAUUUCAAAACUGGCUUGGAACAAUCUGGAAUGGGCUCUUUGG
This is a messenger RNA of Pelmatolapia mariae (spotted tilapia), 1505 nucleotides long. RefSeq names its product 15-hydroxyprostaglandin dehydrogenase [NAD(+)]-like. The record is from RefSeq and is a predicted model, not a curated record. Gene Ontology annotation, cellular component: cytoplasm. Gene Ontology annotation, molecular function: oxidoreductase activity, acting on the CH-OH group of donors, NAD or NADP as acceptor. The coding region runs from base 40 to 828 and encodes 262 amino acids. The transcript is spliced from 7 exons. NCBI's taxonomy places the organism in Eukaryota, Metazoa, Chordata, Actinopteri, Cichliformes, Cichlidae.